AGGCGAAUCCAAAAACAUGUGUUCCUUUCAUAUUACCUAUUUUUAUUUUUUCAUUUCUUCUCUGUUUCUUCUUAACCUAUAAGAAAAAAGUUUGUUCCUUUUUUCUUCAGCCACACAAAUUUCUUAUUCAAAAGUCACUUCUCCUUUUUUUUUGUACUUAUAACAGUUCAAGAAACUUAUAGAGUUUAAUUCAUUUGUGUUGUGUUGAGAAUUGUGUUAGGGACUAAUGGGUAAUUGUCUUGAUUCUUCUGCUAAAGUUGAUGCAGCUCAAAGUUCUAGAUCCACUUCUAGAGCCUCAAAAACUACUCCUUCUAGUUUAACUAUUCCAUCAUACAGUGACAAAAGCAAUGCCUUAAGUCUUCCCACACCAAGAUCUGAGGGUGAAAUCUUGUCUUCUCCCAAUCUUAAAGCAUUCACAUUCAAUGAGCUGAAGAAUGCCACAAGGAAUUUUCGUCCCGACAGUCUUCUAGGUGAAGGUGGAUUUGGUCAUGUUUACAAGGGAUGGAUUGAUGAACACACUUAUACAGCUGCAAAACCUGGAUCAGGAAUGGUUGUUGCUGUUAAAAGGCUUAAGCCUGAAGGUUUUCAAGGUCACAAGGAGUGGUUGACUGAGGUUAACUACCUUGGACAACUUCACCAUCCUAAUCUGGUCAAAUUAAUUGGUUACUGCUUGGAAGGAGACAACAGGCUAUUGGUAUAUGAGUUUAUGCCCAAAGGGAGCUUAGAGAACCAUCUUUUUAGAAGAGGACCACAACCACUGUCUUGGUCAAUAAGAAUGAAAGUGGCAAUUGGUGCUGCAAGAGGACUCUCUUUUCUUCACAAUGCCAAAUCACAAGUCAUUUACCGCGAUUUCAAAGCUUCUAACAUCCUUUUAGACGCGGAGUUUAAUUCAAAACUCUCUGAUUUUGGCUUGGCAAAGGCGGGUCCUACCGGUGAUAGAACUCAUGUUUCUACUCAAGUAAUGGGUACUCAAGGAUAUGCAGCACCUGAAUAUGUUGCAACUGGUCGGCUGACAGCCAAAAGUGAUGUAUACAGCUUUGGAGUUGUUUUGCUUGAACUUUUGUCCGGAAGACGCGCGGUCGAUAAAACAAUAGCCGGUGUAGACCAAAAUCUAGUAGAUUGGGCAAAACCAUAUUUAGGCGAUAAACGAAGACUAUUCCGAAUCAUGGAUUCGAAAUUAGAAGGCCAAUAUCCACAAAAAGGAGCAUUCAUGGCAGCUACACUUGCUCUACAAUGCCUUAACAGAGAAGCCAAGGCAAGACCUCCAAUGAUAGAGGUUUUAGCAACACUAGAACAUAUAGAAGCACCUAAACACGCGAGCCGAAAUUCUCUAUCGGAACAUCAACGAGUCCAUGCUCCGAUAAGAAAGUCUCCCGCGCGAAACCGAACACCUUUGAAUAGUACUCCUACUGCAUCCCCAUUGCCAUCUGUUCGACAAUCGCCUCGUGCGCGUUAGGCGCUGGAUAAUGAACAUUCUGCAUGUAAAUUCCUUAUUUUUACGAGGUUGUGUUUUUGACAGCAUGUCUUGUGGCAUCUACUUGAAUGCAAUUUUGGAGUAUCUUCAAUAACUAAAUAUUGGCGAGAUACAUCACAUAUUCAUAUUAUAACUCGAUUUCGUCGUGAAGAGUUGUCUAUUUAUAAACUUUUUUCAACCGAUGUCUCUAA
Molecule: messenger RNA, 1665 nt
Organism: Cicer arietinum (chickpea)
Lineage: Eukaryota; Viridiplantae; Streptophyta; Magnoliopsida; Fabales; Fabaceae
Product: probable serine/threonine-protein kinase PBL3
Biological process (GO): protein phosphorylation
Molecular function (GO): ATP binding; protein kinase activity
Source: RefSeq, a predicted model, not a curated record